This is a messenger RNA of Acinonyx jubatus (cheetah), 1593 nucleotides long. RefSeq names its product death associated protein kinase 3 (gene DAPK3). Gene Ontology annotation, cellular component: cytoplasm; nucleus. Gene Ontology annotation, biological process: positive regulation of apoptotic process; protein phosphorylation; intracellular signal transduction. Bases 219 to 1583 code for a protein of 454 amino acids. Gene Ontology annotation, molecular function: ATP binding; protein serine/threonine kinase activity. Lineage: Eukaryota; Metazoa; Chordata; Mammalia; Carnivora; Felidae. The record is from RefSeq and is a predicted model, not a curated record. The transcript has 9 exons.
CCUCCCGAGGGCGGGCCCCGGCGGGCGCGGUGACGUCACGCAGGUCGGCGCGUCCCGGCGGCCGCGGUGGCUGGGCUGGAGAGGGCGGCGGUGGCCAGCGCGGCAGAGGGCCGGCCCGGGGCGCGGAGCCGCGGAGGGGUCACAGCUAAGGGACUCCCUGAGAUCGUGUCUCCGGCCUUUCACUGCAGGGGAAGGCACCGGAAGGCCGACUGACCACCAUGUCAACAUUCAGGCAGGAAGAUGUGGAGGACUACUAUGAGAUGGGGGAGGAGCUGGGCAGCGGCCAGUUUGCCAUUGUGCGGAAAUGCCGGCAGAAGGGCACCGGGAAGGAGUACGCGGCCAAGUUCAUCAAGAAGCGUCGCCUGUCGACCAGCCGGCGGGGGGUCAGCCGGGAGGAGAUCGAGCGGGAGGUGAACAUCCUGCGGGAGAUCCGACACCCCAACAUCAUCACGCUGCACGACAUCUUCGAGAACAAGACGGACGUGGUGCUCAUCCUGGAGCUGGUCUCGGGCGGGGAGCUCUUCGACUUCCUGGCGGAGAAGGAGUCGCUGACGGAGGACGAGGCCACCCAGUUCCUCAAGCAGAUCCUGGACGGCGUCCACUACCUGCACUCGAAGCGCAUCGCCCACUUCGACCUCAAGCCAGAGAACAUCAUGCUGCUGGACAAGAACGUGCCCAACCCACGCAUCAAGCUCAUCGACUUCGGCAUCGCCCACAAGAUCGAGGCGGGGAACGAGUUCAAGAACAUCUUCGGCACCCCCGAGUUCGUGGCUCCCGAGAUCGUCAACUACGAGCCCCUGGGUCUGGAGGCAGACAUGUGGAGCAUUGGUGUCAUCACCUACAUCCUUCUGAGCGGCGCCUCCCCGUUCCUGGGCGAGACAAAGCAGGAGACCCUGACCAACAUCUCGGCCGUGAACUACGACUUCGACGAGGAGUACUUCAGCAACACCAGUGAGCUGGCCAAGGACUUCAUCCGCCGGCUGCUUGUCAAAGACCCCAAGAGAAGAAUGACCAUCGCCCAGAGCCUGGAGCAUUCCUGGAUCAAGGCGAUCCGGCGGCGGAACGUGCGGCGGGAGGACGGCGGCCGGAAGCCGGAGCGGCGGCGCCUGAAGACGGCGCGCCUCAAGGAGUACACCAUCAAGUCGCACUCGAGCAUGCCCCCCAACAACACGUACGUCAGCUUCGAGCGCUUCUCCAAGGUGCUGGAGGAGGUGGCCGCGGCGGAGGAGGGCCUGCGCGGCCUGGAGCACAGCCGGCGCCUGUUCCACGAGGACAUCGAGGCGCUGACGGCCAUCUACGAGGAGAAGGAGGCCUGGUACCGGGAGGAGAACGAGAGCAUCGGCCAGGACCUGCGGCGGCUGCGGCAGGAGCUGCACAAGACCGAGGCGCUGCGGCGGCAGGCCCAGGAGGAGGCCAAGGGCGCCCUGCUGGGGGCCAGCGGGCUCAAGCGCCGCUUCAGCCGCCUGGAGAACCGCUACGAGGCCCUGGCCAAGCAGGUGGCCUCCGAGGUGCGCUUCGUGCAGGACCUGGUGUGCGCCAUGGGGCAGGAGAAGCUGCAGGCCGGGGGGUGCGGCCUCCGCUAGGGGCGGGCGG